GAGAAUCCACUGAGGGUUGAUAUAAUGGUGGACUGCCUGCAGUUGCUUCAAAAAAUCGGCGGUGGUUUAUCGCACGCGUUCGUCAAACUUGUGGCCACCGAUUUAAACCUCACAAACAUGACCUUGAUAAGUAACUACGUUCACUUACGUUUCGUUGACCUUUCCAUGAACAAGAUCAAGGACACUACCCCUCUGAGGGCGCUGCUCUUUCUGACGACACUCAAGAUGGAUGCAAACCUCAUCCAAAUGCUCCAACUACAACCCUUUCUUUAUCUUCAGCAGGCAAGUUUUUCCAACAACUUCAUCCACUUGACAAUAGGGUUCUUCCAUCCAUCUAUAACGCAUUUCAAUCUUGGCUUUAAUCGUCUGAGAAGCAUGGCCGGUUGCAAGUUGAGUUUGGCGACGAACCUAACAGAACUGCAGCUGAAUGGCAACAAGUUAACCUCGCUGGUUGGCAUUAAUUGUCCGAAUCUCAAGAGAUUGUAUGCAGCGAACAAUAGGUUAAGGUCAUUUGAGGGUGUCGAAACGUUGGUGAACUUGGACAUCUUGCACUUGAGGAAGAACAAGUUCAGGUCAAUUGAUGAGAGAGUAGUGGCGCUCAAGAAUCUGACCUACUUUAAUUUGAGGUUCUCUGAUUGGUUGUGGCUGGCUGGCCGAUUGUAUAUGGCGGGCUGGUUGGUUGUGAUUGGCUGUCCAAUAGAGAAGAUGGAGAACUACAGACAGGAAGUGCUGAUGAUCAUCCCGACCUUGAAGAAGCUGGACAAGGAAAUAUUUCUAGAGAUAGAUUAUCAAGAGGCCCUGGAUGUCAAGGUCGAAAGAGAGGAAGAAAUGAGGAUGAAAGUGAGAAGACGAUGA
Molecule: messenger RNA, 855 nt
Organism: Helobdella robusta
Lineage: Eukaryota; Metazoa; Annelida; Clitellata; Rhynchobdellida; Glossiphoniidae
Exons: 6
Cellular component (GO): cytoplasm
Molecular function (GO): protein binding
Source: RefSeq, a predicted model, not a curated record